UUCAGCUUCUACGGAGGCAACCAUGGAAGCAGUGCAGCUCCUCACACUUGGCCUGGCCAUUGUGCUGUUCCUCGCCGUGUUCCGGCGAAGCACUAGGCACGGUCGUGGUGCGGCGAAGCCCACAUUGAUCGAGAUCAGCGACUCUUCCGUCGCGCGCACCGCACUGAACGACCAUCCAGACGCCUUCUCCAACCGUCCCCUCACGUUGUUCCCGGUGGCCCUGGUCACCGGGCAACGUCGCCGCCGGAGCGACAGCGUCAGCUCGGCGCAGUACGGCCCACUCUGGCGCGCGCUCCGCUGCAACCUUACCUCCGAAGCUCUCCACCCCGCACGCUUCGACCAACUCGCCCCGCUGCAGCGGGAGUCCGUGGCGGCGCUCGUUGCAUCUCUGUCAGCGAGGGUCGCCGGCGACGGUGACGCCGUGGUCGUUCGGGACAGUGUGCACGCAGCCGUGUUCGGGCUGGUGGCUCGCCUGUGCUUCGGCGACCUCAUCGAGGACCCACGCCAGAUGCUUGCGAUGCGGCGCGUGAUGCAGGGGUUCGUGCGCGCCAUCGGGGAGGCCAAUGUCUUCGCGGGCUCAUGGCUGGCAAAGCUCGUGCACUGGAGGCGGUGGCGACGCUUCCUCGGCUACCGCGGCCAGCAGGCCGCCUUCUUCCUCCCUCUCGUUUCGGAAAGGGAGCGGCUCCGCCGUUAUGGGUGUUGCAACGACGGCGGCAUCAGACCGUACGUAGACACUCUCAUCGACCUCCGUGUCCCUGAUGAUGAUGACGAAGACGACGACGAUGUGGCAAGGAUGCACGUCGAUGCCCGGCGCGCGCUCUCGGACGACGAGAUGGUGAGCCUUUUGUCGGAGUUCCUCGGCGCCAGCACGGAGUCAACCGUGGCCUGCAUCGAGUGGACCCUCGCCCACCUCGUCACCCAGCCAGAGGUCCAGAAGAAGCUACGCCGCGAGAUCGCCGGAAAUGGCGGUGACGGCGCAGCAGUCUCGGAGGAACGCCUCCGCAGCUUGCCAUACCUACACGCCGUCGUGCUGGAGAGCCUCCGCCAGCACCCACCGGUGCCGUUCCUCAUGCGCGACGUCCACACGGACGAGGGCGUGGCGAUCGGUGCUACGACGGUGCCAGCGGGCGGCACGCGUGUGCAUUUCCUUAUACGGGACAUGGCAAGGGACGAGAAGGAUUGGAAGGACCCCGACACGUUCCGGCCGGAGCGUUUCCUCGCCGGCGGCGAGGCCGUGGGCGUUGGCGCGGUGCCCGGGCCCAAGGAGAUCCGGAUGAUGCCCUUCGGCGCGGGGCGGAGGCACUGCCCCGGUGCCGGGAUGGGCAUGAUGCACAUCAAGUGCUUCCUCGCGGCGCUGGUGCGCGAGUUCGAGUGGAUGCCGGCGGCGGACGGCGGCGAGGUUGACUUCACGGAGCUGGACGGGUUCUUCAAAGUGAUGAAGACGCCACUGAGGGCGCACGUCAAGCGAAGCACGAAGGCGUGAUGCACUUAAAGGUACAUACAGUACGCGCGUGUGUAUAUAUAUAUAACAAAUAAACGGGAGUUAUCUUGUAUGCAGUACAGUCCGGCCGCUGUUAUUCCCUGCUGUCUGCACUCAUGCUUGUCCAGAGACGAAGCCAUGGUGAGAAACAGCGUAUGUGUAUCGAUUUUUCAAUAUUUGUGAUCGCAGUAUGAUUCUGUUUUACACAGAAAAUGUCGAGAAUGAUGUUACUUCUUUACCUCGA
Panicum hallii is the source of this 1724-nucleotide messenger RNA. RefSeq names its product cytochrome P450 89A2-like. Lineage: Eukaryota; Viridiplantae; Streptophyta; Magnoliopsida; Poales; Poaceae. The transcript has a single exon. Gene Ontology annotation, cellular component: membrane. The record is from RefSeq and is a predicted model, not a curated record. Gene Ontology annotation, molecular function: heme binding; oxidoreductase activity, acting on paired donors, with incorporation or reduction of molecular oxygen, NAD(P)H as one donor, and incorporation of one atom of oxygen; iron ion binding. Bases 23 to 1483 code for a protein of 486 amino acids.